AUGCUCACGGAGGAAAAUGCUCAGAUCUACCGUCUGUUCCUGCAAACAACUCGGACACCACUUCGAACUCAUCCGACCGAACCGAUUCUUCCGAGCGCUGCACCAUCAGCUCGAGAACAUAAAACAGCGCCAGGACGCCGUCCACUGAAGAAGCAUUCAGUGCAUGAGUGCGGACAUCCAGGAUGCUGUAAACGUUACAAUAAGAGCUCGCAUCUGAAAGCUCACAUGAGGACACAUAGUGGUGAGAAGCCGUACAGUUGCAACUGGCCCUCCUGUCACUGGAAAUUCGCCAGAAGCGAUGAGCUAACAAGGCAUUAUCGGAAGCAUACGGGAGACCGUCCAUUCAACUGCACUCUCUGCGAAAGAUCCUUUUCACGCAGUGAUCAUCUUAAUUUGCAUAUGAAACGACAUUCGAACAGCUAA
Messenger RNA from Gongylonema pulchrum, 423 nucleotides. The record is from the annotation of a GenBank genome assembly. Lineage: Eukaryota; Metazoa; Nematoda; Chromadorea; Rhabditida; Gongylonematidae.